Drosophila suzukii is the source of this 3042-nucleotide messenger RNA. RefSeq names its product enolase-phosphatase E1. Gene Ontology annotation, molecular function: calcium ion binding. Gene Ontology annotation, biological process: negative regulation of protein sumoylation. The record is from RefSeq and is a predicted model, not a curated record. Lineage: Eukaryota; Metazoa; Arthropoda; Insecta; Diptera; Drosophilidae.
GGCUUCCAGCUGGGCCUAAUCUCCACGUGAAGAUGAGGCUGGGAGACGCCAAGGGUGGCGGGGGCACUUGAGGGCUCGAGUGGCACAUGUUGGGGCUUUGGCCAGAUUCAUUGCUUUGUUACCGAUUCGGAAUCGGUUUCGAUUUCGGUUUCCGCCGCUGUUUGCCGGCAAACAGAGCGCUGGUCAUUGUUUGGCUUGAAGCUGGCAAACAUUGGAGCGUAUAAAUAUGCGGACAAAUUGCGACGAUUAAUCAUUCGACCCAUAGAUUCCAUCGUUAAAGCAAUUAGCUUGGAGAUCUAUAGCAAAAUGAAACUUUUCUUAGCGUGCAUCUUUAUUGCCGCCGCGACGGCUGCAGUGAUUCCUGUCGAACAAGCCAGGCACCGUCGUGACGUCUCCGAGAUCGUGAACGAGUACAUCCCGCCGGCGGAGGAAGUUGGCGCCGAGCUGGCCCAAGACCCCGCCGCCCUGGGAGAAGAUGGAUACCGCUACAAGACCGUGCGCCGCCUGAAACUCCGUCAUCGUCGUGAUGUUUCCGAGAUCGCCAACGAGUACCUGCCCCCCACUGAGGAUGUUGCCACUGAAGCCCCCAUUGAGGAAGCCCCAGUUGAGGAAGCUUCUCAGGAUUCCGCUGUUCUUGCUGCCGAUGGAUACCAGUACAAGACCGUGCGUCGUCUUAAGUACCGCCAGCGCCGCGAUGUUUCCGAGAUUGCCAACGAAUACCUGCCCCCUACCGAAGAGGUGGUUGCUGAUGCCCCAGUUGAGGAGGUUCCCAUUGAGGAAGCCAGCCAGGAUUCCGCUGUUCUUUCUACUGAUGGAUACAAGUACAAGACUGUCCGUCGCCUGAAGCUCCGCCAUCGUCGUGAUGUUUCCGAGAUCGCCAACGAGUACCUGCCUCCUACUGAGGAUGUUGCUACCGAAGCCCCCAUUGAGGAAGCUCCAGUCGAGGCUGCUUCUCAGGAUUCCGCUGUCCUGGCCGCUGAUGGUUAUCAGUACAAGACUGUGCGUCGCCUUAAGUACAGACAGCGCCGCGAUGUCUCCGAGAUUGCCAACGAUUAUCUGCCCCCAACUGAGGAGGUUGUUGCCGAUGCCCCAAUUGAGGAGGUUCCAGUUGAGGAAGCUAGCCAGGAUUCUGCUGUCCUUUCCGCAGAUGGAUACAAAUAUAAGACUGUCCAUCGCCUGAAGUACCGUCAACGUCGGGAUGUUUCCGAAAUCGCCAAUGAGUACCUGCCCCCCACUGAGGAUGUUGCCACUGAAGCCCCCGUUGAGGAAGCCCCAGUUGAAGAAGCUUCUCAGGAUUCCGCUGUUCUGGCCGCCGAUGGUUACCAGUACAAAACCGUGCGUCGCCUGAAGUACCGCCAGCGUCGGGACGUUUCCGAGAUUGCCAACGAAUACCUGCCCCCUACCGAAGAGGUUGUUGCUGAUGCCCCAGUUGAGGAGGUUCCCAUUGAGGAAGCUAGCCAGGAUUCUGCUGUCCUUUCCGCUGAUGGAUACAAGUACAAGACUGUCCGCCGUCUUAAGUACCGUCAGCGUCGUGAUGUUUCCGAGAUUGCCAACGAAUACCUGCCCCCCACCGAAGAGGUUGUUGCUGAUGCCCCAGUUGAGGAGGUUCCCAUUGAGGAAGCUAGCCAAGAUUCUGCUGUCCUUUCCGCUGAUGGAUACAAGUACAAGACUGUCCGUCGCCUGAAGUACCGUCAACGUCGGGAUGUUUCCGAAAUCGCCAAUGAGUACCUGCCCCCCACUGAGGAUGUUGCUACCGAAGCCCCCAUUGAGGAAGCUCCAGUCGAAGCUGCUUCUCAGGAUUCCGCUGUCCUUGCUGCCGAUGGAUACCAAUACAAGACCGUGCGUCGUCUUAAGUACCGUCAACGUCGUGACGUUUCCGAGAUCGCCAACGAAUACUUGCCCCCUUCCGAGGAGGUCGUUACUGAGGCUCCUCUGGAGGAGGCUCCUGUUGAGGAAGCUUCCCAAGACUCCGCUGUUUUGGCCGCCGAUGGAUACCAAUACAAGACCGUGCGUCGCCUGAAGUACCGCCAGCGCCGCGAUGUUUCCGAGAUUGCCAACGAAUACCUGCCCCCAUCUGAGGAGGUUGUUGCCGAUGCCCCAGUUGAGGAGGUUCCAAUUGAGGAAGCUAGCCAGGACUCUGCUGUUCUUUCCGCUGAUGGAUAUAAGUACAAGACUGUCCGCCGCCUGAAGUACCGUCAACGUCGUGAUGUUUCUGAGAUCGCCAACGAAUAUCUGCCUCCUACUGAGGAUGUUGCUACCGAAGCCCCCAUUGAGGAAGUACCAGUCGAGGCUGCUUCUCAGGAUUCCGCUGUUCUUGCUGCCGAUGGAUACCAGUACAAGACCGUGCGCCGCCUUAAGUACCGCCAGCGCCGGGAUGUUUCCGAGAUCGCCAACGAAUACCUGCCCCCUUCCGAGGAGGUCGUCACCGAGGCUCCUCUGGAGGAGGCUCCUGUUGAGGAAGCUUCUCAGGACUCCGCUGUCCUGGCUGCCGAUGGCUACCAGUACAAGACCGUGCGUCGCCUGAAGUACCGCCAGCGCCGCGAUGUCUCCGAGAUUGCCGGCGACUACCUGCCCCCCACCGAGGAGGAGGUGGUGGCUGAUGCGCCCGUCGAGGAAGUGUCCCAGGACUCCGCUGUCCUCGGAGACGAGGGCUACCGGUACAAGACUGUGCGCCGCCUGAAGCUGCGUCAUCGCCGUGCCCUGUAAGACUCGACUGGCGCAAAUCUACCUCAACCUGUACCUGAACAGCUCGUUCACGACUCGAACCACUCACCCCCACCAACCACUAUUAGGCCGUAAGUUUUGCUAUUAUUUAACGAUUGAAAUCAACGAAUAAAUCCAACAAAAAUUGUUAUACCAUAACCCGCUUGUAUUUGUGUUUAUCCGACUCCGGGGAGCCCACUCUGAGGACUGGGCACCUGUUGGGAAUGGGACUUGGACUCGAUUCCAUAAAUUGUGUACCUUUUCGCUUAGUUAUGACAGCAACAGUUAAGCUCAUGGCUCAGCGCACAGGAACGCAAUUAUCCAAAAUCGAGGUGGGUG